Misgurnus anguillicaudatus (oriental weatherfish) is the source of this 1700-nucleotide messenger RNA. Lineage: Eukaryota; Metazoa; Chordata; Actinopteri; Cypriniformes; Cobitidae. The record is from RefSeq and is a predicted model, not a curated record.
CGACAGUCUUGUGCACAAGUUACUCCGUCUUCCUGUCGCGCGCACGCGCUCUCGACGCAGUAAAGGUAUAGACUGGUAGAGACACGGUUGUUAUAAGGUUAGGUGUAACAACAACUGCAAUCUACUGAUGUAAAUAUAAGAGAUUAAAGAGUUGACCAAGGACAUGCGUGACGAGGAACAAUGCAGAUUACAAAAUGGAGAUGCGGUCAAAAGAAAGGCUCAUGUCGUUCAACCUGGAAACCGUGUGAGCUUGAACGUGCCCCAGACUGAAAAGAAAAUCUCACAAAGAUCAGAAGCUGCAAAGCCUUCGAUUUGUCCGGAUUGUGGAAAGUGUUUCCUGCGAAAAGCACAUCUGAAGAGACACUCAAUAAUUCAUAGUGAGGAAAAACCUUUCUCAUGCUCACAAUGUGAAAAGAGUUUCAUGUGUAAAGAUAAACUGAAGCGUCACCUAAAAUUUCACUCUGGAGAUAAAACUUAUGAAUGCUCUCAGUGUGGGAGGAAUUUUGCAUGUCAGGGAUCUCUGAAACGACAUACGAGCGUUCAUUCAGGAGAAAAAUUAUACAACUGUUCUCAGUGUGACAAAAACUUCAGCAGAGCUGAAGGUCUCAAAUAUCAUCUGCGUACUCACACGGGAGAAAAGCCAUUUAAGUGUGACAAGUGCGCUAAACGAUUUCGUUCAACCUCUCAUUUAAACAGACACCAGAAGAUUCAUUCAAAUGAAAGGCCUCACUUAUGUCCUAUCUGUGGAAAGAGUUUUUCACAGCUGGACCAUUUUAAAGACCAUCAGAAAAUGCAUGCCGGCAUACGAGUGUAUAUGUGUUUGGAAUGUGAGAAAAGCUUCACUUCAUCUAGCCAUUUAAAAAGACACCAAAAAAUCCAUGAAGGAAACCUCAAAGAUCACAAUAAGGAGAAGCCUCACGAAUGCUCCCAGUGUGGGAUGAAUUUUGCACUGCGGGGAUCCCUGAAUCGCCAUAUGAACAUUCAUUCAGGAAAGAAAUUAUAUAACUGUUCUCAUUGUGACAAAAACUUCACCAGAGCUGAAAGUCUCAGAUAUCAUCUGCGUAUUCACAAGGGGAAAAAGCCAUUUAAGUGUGACAAGUGCAGUAAACGCUUUCGUUCGACAUCUCAUUUAAACAGACACCAGAAAAUUCAUUCAAAUGAAAGGCCUUACUUAUGUCCUUUCUGUGGAAAGAGUUUUUUACGGCUGGACCAUUUUAAAGACCAUCAGAAAACGCAUGCUGGCAUAAGAGUGCAUAUGUGUUUUGAAUGUGGGAAAAUCUUCACUUCAUCUAGCCAUUUAAAAAGACACAGAAAAGUUCAUACUGGAGAGAAAGACAUCAAGACUGAAAAGAAUUUCGCUUAUUUCAGAUCAGUUAAAAAUAAAAAAACAUGAGAGUCAGCUUACCAGGAGCCAUAACAAACCCAGCAUUUGCUUUCAGACAGAGCUGGUGCUAAGCAGACCUGACCAAGAAAAAAGAGGAGAGUCAAAAACUUAAUGAAGAAUCUGUUUCAGUGCUUCUCAUUUAUCAUGUUUCAGCUGUUCGUAGACUGAAAUUGCUUUAAAAAAAAAAAAUGUUUGAACUUUUGUUGUGUUGGAUUUUGUUAUGACUGACGACAGUCGCUUAACCUUAUGUUCAGGGCCAGUUCUGGUGUCUGUUGUGUAAAUAAAUAAAACUACAUACAAAAUCCGUUCCAUAUAA